AGUACACCAGCGGAAUUGGCCCACUUUAUAGCGUGGUUAGACGCAGCAUAAGUGCACGCGAUUUUGGCGCUGACAGACAUCUGGAUGACCUUCGGCUGGCAAUAUGCUUACCUGCUACUGCUUCUCGCCGUGGCUCAGGGAGACCCCUUCGCCGCGGAUCCCUCGCCACUCCCACAUCCUCCAGCCAACGCACUCUCCACCUCAGCCUUUCCGCCCCCGGACUCACCACCCGACUCCACAUCCUUAGAAACCAUCUUGCAGCUGUCGGGCACCACCAACCUCACCUGCGCAGAACUGCAGCAGUCCUUCCUCGUCCUUCUAGAUAGCGGCGACAUCUUCUCGCGCAACCAGCUCUGCUACAUCCAGGACCCCACGGACUCCCAGUCGUUGGCGGCAACCAACCAGACGCAGUCCACCACCACCACCACCGCGAGGUCCUUCAUCCUCUCCGCGGUUCUCCCUAGCCUAGAUGACGCCCUGGGCACUAUCCAGCAACUCGGACAGCCCCAGGGUGCCGACAUCCGCGGCUUCCUCGCCAGCGCCGGAGUGCCCUGCGGCAGCAAGCUCACCGCCACCACCCUCACGGAGGAGCAGGACGCCGCCUCCGUCUUCACCCUCAGCUGCAGCGGCCUGCCGUCCAACCUCCGCGCCUCAGCCUCGCUCUCUCUUCCCGCACUGUGCUGUGCGCCGCACACCGUCAAGCCGCCGAAACCGCCCCCGCAACGAAAGCGCCCGCCGCUGCGGCCGCUGCCACCCUCGCCGUCGCCACCACUCUCGCCGCCGCGCCCUAGCACCAUGCUGAGUUACCACUCACCCUUACCGCUACCGCCGUCGCCACCAUCUCCAGUCCCGCCGCCGUCGCCGCCGUCACCGAGCCCGCCAAGGGCCUCCCGCAGGCUCUCGCCGCCGCCCUCACCCCCCAAGGGCAGCAGCGGUUCCUCCAGCGCGCCGCAGCUGACUCUGUAUGUGAUGGCGCCGCCGCGGCGACUCGUCUGCGCCAAGUUGCUGACGGCCUGCCAGACGCUGGCGCAGCCGUACGGCCUCAUCAACGGCAACUACACGUGCCGCGCCAGUGAUGAUGAUGACACGGUGCACCCACGGUACGGCACUACCGCGCCUUUGCCGCCAUCCGAGGAUUCGGAAGCGGGAACCUCUCCUGCAUUGGGUGCUGACAGCACCGGCAGCAGCAUUAACCUGACCAACACCUCUGUGCCGCCACCGUUAGCGCCGUUUCCCUCGCCGCCGGUAGCCACGUCAGCCUACAUGAUCGUGACGGCUCAUUGGCCGCAACGGCCGUACGACCGGUGCUUCCGACGGCUCCUGGGCUCCCUCGCGAGCAGCGUCGAGGUGUUUGCCAGCCUCGGCAUGGUGCCCUGCGGUACGGAGAUCCGUGCCGUACUGCUUUCAACCGCUGGCGUCGUCCGGCGGGAGGACGCGUACGGCUGUGUCAGCACCCUGCAGUACAGCUACGCGUCGCAGCUGCAGCAGCAGGGGCUGCGGGUGGUGCCGCGGCAGCUCCUGUGCUGCCGUCCGCCGCCACCGCCGCACCUGCCCCUGCCGGCAUCGCCACCGCCGCUGGUCCCGCCGACAAGGGGGCCCGACGCGCCGCCGCCAGCGCUGCCGCCCCCGCCGCCGCGGGACCCUGGCUUGUCCCCCGCAGUCGACACAGCGGCGCCGCCAUCCCAACCACCGUUGAAGCCAGGGCCACCGCCUCUCCCGAUAACGAACAUGGCACCACCACCGCCGUCACCGAACGGGGCUUGGGAGGGUGGAAGCGGCUCGGAAGGAGGAGGCGGUGGUGGCGAUGGCAGUGGGCUGGUAGCGGGCCAGCAGAAUGGCGGCUCCUCCUCACCUCCCCGCCAGGCCUACGCAGCUGAGUCAGCACCGCCGCCGGGGAGGGUUAAUCUAGGUUCCGCGGGCCUGUCUCGCCCAGUGGUUGCAGUGAUCGCCUCCCUCGCCGCCGCCGCCCUGGCCUCCACCAUGGGGGCGGUGUUUGCGCUCUUCCUCCGCCGCCGCAGCGACGCAUCCGUCAGGGGCAAAACCAGCACCAACACUAGGGGCGAGCAGCGGCCGGGACAGACCGCUCGGCAGUCAGGCGCCGGCUCCGCAGCAGCGGUCGCCGGAGGUACCGUCGCGGCGGCAGUAGCCGCCCUAGCUGGCCCCAACGGCAAUGCCUUUGGAGGAUGUUCCGCGUCCGUGGGUGGUGCUGCUCCUUCUCCAUGGCUGGGUGUCGUCCUGGGCGAGGGGACGGAGGGCGAGGAGGAAGCGGGGAAGAGGAGAGAGCACUCAAAGGUGAAGGGUGUCAUGCAUGUUUCAAAGGGCGGCUGCUUUGGGGGUGGUAGUGAGGGAUGCCUGGAGCCCAAGGGGCCCUCCUCCUCCUUUUCGUCCUCUGGCGCGGGAUGCUCCUCGUCGUCAGGGUCGGGCUCGACACCGGCCUCCAAGGGGUCCAAGACGGCUGCCAGUGCUGAUGUUGCUGCUGCUGGCGGCGCUGCUGGGAUGACGUACGUGGUCGGUGCGGGCGGUGACCCUGGUGAGGGCGACAGCGUGGCGAUUGUUCGCGCCAGUCCGCGCAAUCCUCAGGCUGCUGUCCCCCCGGGCGCCCACCACCACUACCACCCACAACAGCCUCACCGCCAACACCAGCAGCAGCACCACGGCUGUGAGCAGGGCGAUUUGCAAGGGAGGCAGCAGCAGCAGCAGCAGGAGCAGCACUUUCAGGGACAACAGUCGGGGAGUACACAACAGCAGCAGCAGCAGAACUCCCCCGUCACCCCAGCGGACGGCUUUGACGCCAUGAACGUAUUCCGGGACGCCGCUUUUGACAUUUCCCUCUCCGCAGCCACCAGCGCUGCGCCCUCUGCAGCGGGCGGUGCCAUGCAUGCGGCGGGGCUGCCCCGGGGUGCCCUGCUGCUGCACACCGGCGCCGCUGCUGCUGCGCCUGCUGCCAUGGCGGCGACCGGUGCGGUGGCCGGGCUGCCUAGAGGAGUAGGAGGAGCAGGACCGGGAGAACCUAACAAGGCCCUUCCCGACGGCCAUCAACCGCAUAGCAACCAGCAGCAGCGGUAUCAACAAUACCAGCAGCAGAGGAGGCCCUUGGAGGUUACUCUGCUAGAGCUCUUUAACCAGUCGCCGCUGGUGGGGGCGCUGCUGGCAACGCCGGUGAACAGUGAGGGUGGCGCCCCGCCGCCAUCGCCAUCACCAGCAACCCCAUUCGCUGCUACCGGUAUUUCGAGUUUUGCUGGCUGUGGUGCUCCUGGUGCCUCUGGUGCUGUUGCCACUACUGCCGCUGCUGGCGUGGGUGCCGUACGGCAGCAGCUCAGCAGUAGAAGCAGCAACAACACCAACAACCCGGCGGUCGCCUUGGAGCGGCUGUCCGUACAGUUGGCUAGGAACAUUGCCCGACUGUCGAGUAGCCGGCUGGAGUUGAUGGAGGCUGGGGGGGAAGGCGACGAAGAGGAGGAGAGGGUAGCAGAAAGGGACCUUGGAGGCGGGAGGGUCACAGCCCACUCCAGUGCAGUGGGCCCUAGUAGCGGGCUUUCAGGGUCGGAGCCGUCGGCUGCAGCAAGCGGGGGUAGCGGGCAGCCGGACUCCUCCUCAGGCUCUGGGAGUGCGAGGUCCGCACCCGACUCAGCAUCCGCAUCCCAGUCGUUUCGUUGUGCUGGGGACGUCACUACUAAUAGCAGCAGCGGGUUCCAAGCUACGAGGCAUGUGCACAGUGGUGGUGGUGGCGGCAGUGGAGCAGCAGGCGUAGAAUGCCUGCCCACUGCGGGGUCGCUGCCGCCGUGCGCGUCACUGCCCGCCGCCUUGCCGAAUGUGGCUGCGACUGUGGAUGUUCCUCAAGAGGGUUCCCGUCUGGGUACAGAAGUGGGCACGGCAGGGGUGGCAGCAGCAGCAGCAGGGUCCGGGACAGCGCCGGUGUUGCCGUUAAGCCGACAGGGACCUGGAGGCGGAGGGGCAGGCGGCAAGGCAGUGGCGGCACAGCAAACGCUUCCACGCGAGCAGCAGCCUGCAAGCGGGCCCAUGGACCUGGACAUCAGUCCCCGGGACCUGCGGAUCAACACGGAUGGCCUACUGGGCGCCGGCGCCUUCGGCUCCGUGUACCGCGGCUCCUACCUGGGGCAGCCGGUGGCCAUCAAGGUGUUGCACCACCUGCACCUCGCAGCAGCAGCUGCAAACGCAAACGCAGCAGCAGUAGGUUGCGGGGCCUCUGCCUCCGCCGCUGCGGGCCUGCAGCUGCAGCAACGCGACCUAGAGGCCUUCCGUCAGGAGAUCGCGAUGCUGCGGUCGCUGGCGCACCCCAACAUUGUGCGGGUGCUGGGCGGGUGCGCGCACGCGGGGCACCCCUUCCUGGUGAUGGAGCUCAUGCCCGCCUGCCUGCAUGACGUCAUUCACCACCCGCACCGCUACAAGAGAUACCUGCAGGGGUUCUUUGCUGCUACGACACCCGCACCGCCGCCACUGCAGCAGCAACGGCAGCGCACCCAGCGGCAACAGCAGCUACCCCUUGGAAGCAGCAGCAGCGGAGGCGGUGAAGAUGGCGGGAGUGACCCACGGGUCGGGGAAGGACGGCCGGCAGCAGCAGGAAGGUGCAUGGUCAGCGCUGAGGGCCGGCUGGCGCUGGGAGCUGCGCUGCAUAUCGCUGCUGACGUGGCUCGGGGUCUGGCGCACCUGCACGCGGGCGCCAUCGUGCACCGGGACCUCAAGCCCGCCAACAUACUGCUGGACGCGGAAGGCACCGCCAAGAUCUCGGACUUUGGCCUGGCUCGCUACCACCUGAAGCCCUACAUCAGCACGCAGCAGCCGGACGCGGGCUCAGUGGCCUACAUGGCGCCUGAGGGUUUCGAUCCUGCCAUUGGACGCCUGUCGGCCAAGUGCGACGUGUACAGUUUCGGAGUGCUGCUGUGGGAGCUGCUGACGCAGGAGCACCCUUGGAGCGGUGAGAGCAACGUUGCCAUCAUCUACCGCGUCGCCGUACACCGCAUGAGGCUGCCGGUGCCCACCGACCCACGGGUCUGUCCUCCGCGGCUGGCCACCCUACUAGACUCCUGCAUGUCGUACCUGCCUGCCGAGCGGCCUGACAUGAGCUGGGUGCUUGGGGAGCUCGAAGACAUGUUGCAGCUGGUGGGAGAAGGCGGGGAAACUGCGCUAUUGGUGCUUCAGCAGCAGCAAGAGCAGCAGUGAGAGCAUCGCGAGAUGCGCUUCGUGAUUAGCUGGUUGAUGGAGUCGCAUCGGAGAGGGGCACUUGAGUGGGGCAGCAACAUCACCCAUGGGGUGGUGUGGGCCAUACCGGCAGGAACGAACGUGCGAAGCGUGCGAGUGCCCUAGGGUGCAGUAGACCUUGAUAGACGGAUGUGAACCGUAUAUGAAUAGUACACGGCGUGAUUCCCGCAUACCCUACGUGCUAAUGUGAAAUGCCCCAUUCAUGUUCCAUACAACACAGCUUAUCCGGUGGGUUAUUGCCACGUCCUUGGCGGAAGCCAUGCUGACCUAUGUGUAAGGCAGCUGGCUGUUACCCGUUGUGGGACGAGAGGCGUGUUGUUACCCGUCGGGACAUAAUGGGGCCAGAGUGCCGUGCCCGCUAGGUAAGCAUUCUUUUCUUUACUGUCCAGGUAGUGGAAUCUUCUUUUGUGUGUUCAUGGGGGCGUCACUGUCGUCGCGAAGGGAGCGUUGAUAACUUACACUGUUGUUCGUUUCUUAUACUGGUAUUGUUCUGCUCUGUUGGUACUGCUGAAGUAAUAAAGCUAUUGCGAUUCAUUGUAGUUGAUCAUUCAUAUCUACCGUUGUUCGUUAGCACAGUUGGCUCAAACCCACGUAGGGGGCAGGAAACAGGGUCAUAGGGUGCUUACUGGAACGUUUCAUUUGUUUUGUGGAUUCAGCGGGCGAGCGUCCGCGCUGGGCCGCGUAUUUAUAAUAGUGUAGUGACGAUACAUCGGAAAUCGGUAGCCCGGCCACGUUCCUUAUGUCUCCUCAACGUAGGUUAGCAGCCGUGCGAAGGACCUUACUUCUCUCCAAGUGCAUAUGAUUUCUUUGUUCGUUUCCCUCUAGCUGUCUUUCCUUCGUGUCUCUCCUCUUUGUCCUUUCUGCCAAUGUCUUUCACCGUGGCCAUAACCCUGCGGACAGGGUUGGACUGCUGAUUACCGUAACAGACAGGCUAUCCUUUUUAACUUAAAUGUCCUAACCCUAUUAGGUGAAAUGUCGCGUGCUACGCGCCUUGCUACUUCACUCAGCCGUAGCCCUGUAGCGGUAGUGGAGCUGUAGUGCACAUCAGCUGUAGACUAGGGUCGGCUACGUGUUGAACAAACGAGAAGCUAGUUGUGAUUGGUGAUUAAGUAAUCGUUGUGGUUGUUGUGAUAAUGGCUCGGAGGCAUACCGUAGUAGUUUUAGGUUGACGGCACCUGCGUGCAAGGCGAACAACCGGUGGUCACGUGUCGACACAGGGUACAACAGGGUAUUCAGUUGUACAGCUUGCAUGAUGAUGUAGGGGGGGGAGCCCUAUGUUGACAACCCCUUGGGGUUUGCCUGGUGUAAAUACAAAACAACC
Astrephomene gubernaculifera is the source of this 6541-nucleotide messenger RNA. The record is from the annotation of a GenBank genome assembly. NCBI's taxonomy places the organism in Eukaryota, Viridiplantae, Chlorophyta, Chlorophyceae, Chlamydomonadales, Astrephomenaceae.